UGUUCUUUCCACGCUCCAGAGAUGCUUUUCCACAGUCUUUCAGGGGGGGAAAUGCAUGGGGUCAUCGACGAGAUGGACAGAAGAUCCAAAACUGAAGCCUCAGCCAUCAGCUCUGCCAUAGACAGAGGGGAGACUGAGACGACGAUGCCCUCCAUUAGCAGUGACAGGGCAGCUCUGUGUGCCGGCUGUGGAGGGAAGAUCUCGGACAGGUAUUACCUUCUGGCAGUGGACAAACAGUGGCACAUGCGUUGCUUGAAGUGUUGUGAAUGUAAAUUAAACUUGGAGUCUGAGCUCACCUGCUUCAGUAAAGAUGGCAGCAUCUACUGCAAAGAGGACUACUACAGGAGGUUUUCAGUCCAGAGAUGUGCCAGAUGUCACUUGGGGAUCUCGGCCUCUGAGAUGGUCAUGAGAGCCAGGGACUUAGUCUAUCACCUCAACUGCUUUACCUGCAACACUUGCAACAAAAUGUUGACCACUGGGGACCAUUUCGGGAUGAAGGACAAUCUGGUCUACUGCAGGCUCCACUUUGAGACUUUAAUCCAGGGAGAGUAUCAAGUCCAUUUCAAUCACUCGGAUGUGACAUCAGGGAAGGGUUCAGGACUGGGGUCUGGGGCUGCCUCUUUGGGGCUGCCUUAUUACAAUGGUGUUGGGACUGUGCAGAAGGGCAGGCCUAGGAAGAGGAAGAGUCCAGGGCCUGGUGCAGACCUAGCAGCGUAUAACGCAGGUAACUGCAAUGAAAAUGAUGGAGACCACAUGGACAGAGACCAACAGUACACCCCUAACCAGAAAACCAAACGCAUGAGGACCUCUUUCAAACACCAUCAGCUGCGGACAAUGAAAUCUUACUUUGCUAUUAACCACAAUCCAGAUGCCAAGGACUUAAAGCAACUAGCACAGAAGACAGGCUUAACCAAAAGAGUUUUACAGGUAUGGUUUCAAAAUGCACGAGCCAAAUUCAGAAGGAACCUUCUGCGGCAAGAAAAUAACGGUGUGGAUAAAACAUCGGAUUCUACUCUUCAAGCCGGGACUCCAUCAGGACCAGCCUCUGAAAUCUCAAAUGCCUCAAUGAGUCCCUCCACUACCCCAACCACAUUAACGGACUUAACUAACCCCACCAUGCCAACUGUGACCUCCGUACUGACUUCGGUGCCUGGCAGCUUGGACGUACACGAAUCUCGAAGCCCUCCACAGACAACACUCACAAAUCUCUUCUGAUGACUCUUUGAAAGUUUCUUUAAAGAAGAAAACAUAUUUUUAGUCAAUUUCCAAGUGUAUUUUAAUAGAAACUUUGU
Molecule: messenger RNA, 1292 nt
Organism: Bufo gargarizans (Asiatic toad)
Lineage: Eukaryota; Metazoa; Chordata; Amphibia; Anura; Bufonidae
Gene: LHX2
Product: LIM homeobox 2
Exons: 5
Coding region: 22-1215 (397 amino acids)
Biological process (GO): neuron differentiation; regulation of transcription by RNA polymerase II
Cellular component (GO): nucleus
Molecular function (GO): RNA polymerase II transcription regulatory region sequence-specific DNA binding; DNA-binding transcription factor activity, RNA polymerase II-specific
Source: RefSeq, a predicted model, not a curated record